AUGUCGUUCGUCGAAGUAUUGCUCGCCAACUACCGGAAGGCGCCGGAGUUCCUGUCCCCAACAGCUUUGAACGACUGCUUCGACAUGUACAAGUACGUCUUGAAGCACGAGAACAUCGUGCCGGGCCACGUCGUGCUCAGCGGUGACAGUGCAGGCGGCGAAAUAUGCAUGACGAACUGUAUACGACUACGCAAGGAGAACCCGGAGCUCCAGCCGGCAGCCGCGCUGUGCUACUCGCCCAUGGUGGAUUUCAGCGAGGUAGACAGCGACAACAAGGCUUCGUACUGCAUUCUCGUGACCAAUUUCGCCGACCGAUGCAUCGCUACGUUCCUGAGUAGCGUUUCGGACCCGGAGGAGCGUCGGCAGGCGUCGGCAGGCUGGGGAGAGCUAGAGCGGUUCUACGAGCAGGGCAUGAGGUUCAAGGCCAAGGCUGAAGCGGAAGGUGCGAAGAACGUGGAGUUUGACGAUAAAGCCACGUUGAAGAAAGACAAGGCGACCGUGGACGGCGAGCCGCACGCGGACACCAAGGCGCACGUGGACACCAAGAUGCACACGCACACCAAGACGCGCGCGGUCACCAGUCCCCAGCAGCCCCGACACGCCACCACGGCACGCUCGAUCGCACGCCCGGCGGCACGCAUCCGACUCUUCGACACAGCGGGCGGGCCCGCUCACUAUUCCUACCUCCUAUACUGGGGGCAGCUCGCGUCUCCACCCGCGUUGGACCAGCAGCUCGUUCCCGAUCACCUCGGCGAAUUAUUCGGGGGUAGCCCCAACUCGCACUCCUUCCGCUGUAUGAUUCCGUCGGAUUGA
Phytophthora sojae is the source of this 813-nucleotide messenger RNA. RefSeq lists its product as hypothetical. The transcript is spliced from 7 exons. Gene Ontology annotation, molecular function: hydrolase activity. The record is from RefSeq and is a predicted model, not a curated record. Bases 1 to 813 code for a protein of 270 amino acids. NCBI's taxonomy places the organism in Eukaryota, Oomycota, Peronosporomycetes, Peronosporales, Peronosporaceae.